Molecule: messenger RNA, 1985 nt
Organism: Mytilus californianus (California mussel)
Lineage: Eukaryota; Metazoa; Mollusca; Bivalvia; Mytilida; Mytilidae
Exons: 2
Coding region: 497-1096 (199 amino acids)
Source: RefSeq, a predicted model, not a curated record
GUUAGUUUUAAAAACUUUUGAUAUAUUAGUAUUUUGCAUUAUAAGCAGUCAACCGAUUGACAAACUAGAAUUAUUUGAAUUCCGUGUGGAAAGAGCUCGGGUUAAUUUCGAGUGUUAUCUGCAAUCUAGAUGUUUAUAAAUCAUUUCAGUCGUUGAUAUAAUAAUUAAAGGUCGACUGAACAUGAAUUAUAUUAUACAAUUUAAAGCGCAUUUCUGUUUAUGCACGUGAACCCGUCUAACGUUAUUUUCGCAGUUAUAUAAAGUAGCAAAUUAUCGUUCCUGAAUAGGUGGCGCCGUGGUAGCGGAUUCUGUUCCUCUUCUUCCGGUUUCUGCACUGUGCAACUAUUUCAGUUAUAUUUUUAAUUAACGAUGCCAAGUACUUGUUGUUGUGUACCUGGAUGUCAUUUAAGAGGAGGACAUGCAUUUCCAAAUGACUUAAAAAGAAGGAAAAGUUGGAUCAACGCCAUGGCCCAUACGCAGAUUGGACGAGAACACGAUGAUAUCGUGGAGUCCAUCUCAAUCAGCUGUUGUUUGCAAGGCACGUUUUACUGAAAAAGACUACGUGCUGGAAACUAUUCAUGGGCGCAAACCCACCAUACAGAGACUUAAGUCUACUGCAAUUCCCAGCCUAUUUUCAUGGACCAAGCAAGAGACUGAAUCGUCCGCAAAAAGAAAAAUCAGGGCAGUUUCCUGUGAAAACAAAAGAACUAAACUUGAUGAAUAUUGUAGUAGAAAUCUAGAGGAAAGUUUUGAUUGUAAAGUUGGUUUUCCUGAAGAAGUCAUUCAUACUGCAGAAAGGAUUUAUGACUGUCCACCACCAACUGCCGAGCUAAUGUUGAGCUUCACAGAUGGAAUUACGCAAACACCAUCAAUGCCUAUGUUUUCAGCAGAGAAUUUUGAAAUGAAGACAUGUGACACAGCCAUGCAUUUUUAUACCGGUUUAGAGUUGUAUACUAAAUUUUUAUUUGUUUUGACCACACUUGGUCCAGCAGCACAUUGUUUGAGAUACAUAUAUUUUCAAAUUGAUAGGGUGUCAGUUGAAAAUCAGUUUUUUUAUGACUUUGAUGAAAUUGAGGCAUCAUACAACCAACUUUGAACUGUCUAGAUUCUAGAUUGAAUCUAGUGUUAAGAAUAUUGUGUAUACAUGGAUUGUUUUUAUGUCUAAACAGUGGUGUGAGGCUAACACUUGGCCAUCUAGUGGUUUAGUCAGGUAUUUUUCACCAUCCAACUUCAAAUAAAAGUUUCCUACGACUUGGAUUAUUAUUGACAGCACAGAAUAUCCCGUGAUAAAACCUAAAGCUCCUAGAGCUCAGGCAACCUUUUCAUCAAAUAAAAACAGAAACACUGAAAAUUCUUGAAUGUUCGACACCUGGUGGUUUAGUCAACUAUGUCUCUAUGUCACAUAGAGCGAAUUAUUGGACUUGGCAAAACAUACAAAAUUCUAAUAAAUCCUAUGAAUGGAACUGAAACAAAACUUUCAUCUGAAAUAACAUUUAAAUGUAGUUGUUUUAUGUUGUGUAAUUUUAGAACUUGUAUUGUGCCAAAGGAUGCAUAAAUAAAAGUGACGCAAUGAAUUUUGUUCUGAUAUAUAUAUAUUUACAAUUACAUGCACAUGUAAAUUGUAAUGCAUAUAAAAAUAAGGAGAUGUGGUAUGAUAUUCAGUGAGUUUAUCAAACUAAAGUGCAUAAGAAAUGGGUUUAAGCAGUUACAGAUGUUACUGUCACCGUACAAUCUCCAACAAUGAGAAAAACUUGUACCCUGUAAAAAAUUUCAGAGAUCUUACAACUAAGUUUUGUUGUCUCACCUUGACUUUGGUGAAUUUUUUAUAUCUGUUGAUGUAAAUAUAAAAAAGAAGAUGUGGUAUGAUUGCCAAUGAGACAACUCUCCACACAUGCACAAGAGACCAAAUGACACAGAAAUUAACAGCUAUAGGUCACAGUACGGCUUUCAACAAUGAGCAAAGCCAAUACCGCACAGUCAGCUAU